Solanum verrucosum is the source of this 1452-nucleotide messenger RNA. Its product is annotated as UPF0481 protein At3g47200-like. Bases 1 to 1452 code for a protein of 483 amino acids. The record is from RefSeq and is a predicted model, not a curated record. NCBI's taxonomy places the organism in Eukaryota, Viridiplantae, Streptophyta, Magnoliopsida, Solanales, Solanaceae. The transcript is spliced from 2 exons.
AUGGCACACUCCAUUGAGAUUACCUCAGUAGAUAAUCAAAUUCCACUGCUUCUUCAAACUGAAAAUAAUAAGAUAGAAGAAAGGAGGAAAGUAGAUCAUAUAAUCGAGAUAAAGGAAACAAAUGGUCAUGAUCCAUUAGGGUCACAAACAAAGAAAUCUGUAAUUAAUCAAAUCUUUGAUGAAAUGUUUGAGGAUUUGAACAAUUUGUCAAUUACAUCGUGUACGAUAUUCAAAGUAAAUGUGAGUCUACGUGAAUCAAAUCCAGAUGCUUAUACACCAAAGAUGAUCUCUAUCGGUCCUUACCAUAAGAAAAAUCCUCAACUUCGUCCAAUGGAAAAGUACAAACUAUUAUACCUACAACGAUUUCUUCAACGAAAAGAGGGACUUGAUGUGGAAAGUUGCAUCAAUGAAUUGGAGACACUAAAGAAGGAAACAAUCAAGUGUUAUAAUGAUAUAGAAGAUCUCUGUGAUGAUAGUCAAUUUUUGCAAAUGUUGUUGCUUGAUGGUUGUUUUGUGGUUGAGUUUAUUCGAGAGAGUAGUACUCAAGGAGAAGACAACAUCAUCAAUAAUAUUGAUGGUUGCGCAUAUAGUCAAAUACUCCAAGACUUGAUGUUACUAGAAAAUCAACUUCCGUUCUUUAUCCUCAACAAGCUUCAUCACAUGACAAAGCAAGUUGAUGAAUUACCAUUGGCAAUACAAUUGAAUGAUAAUUCGUUUAUCUUUUAUAGUAACUUGCCAAAAAUGUUUCGUGCAUCCUACAGAGAGACAAUAUGUAAUGCAGAAAAUAUCAAACAUUUACUUCAUGCUGUACACAUAUUUUCAUGUCAUGGCCUGAAUCCCUUGAAAAACUCAAAAAAUGACAUAACGAAGCAUAAGGUCAUGCCAAAUGCAACAGAGCUUUCUGAAGCUGGAGUUAGCUUCGUUGAAGUUGGAUAUUUAUUGGGCGAAGUCAACCUUGAGGAUGACAUAAGUUUAUUUGAUAUAAAGUUCAACAAUGGAUUUAUGGCAAUCCCUUCUUUUCAAGUCGAUGAUGAUACAGAAACCAUCUUGCGAAAUCUCAUUGCUUAUGAGCAACAAUCGUGUGAUGUAGAACCAAAAUAUUUCAGUGAUUAUGCAACUUUUAUAGAUUAUCUUAUCGACUCAGAUAAAGAUGUGAAUUUGCUUCGCCAAAAAGGAAUCAUAGAGAGUUGGAUGGGAGAGAACAAGGACGUGGCUAGCCUCUUCAACAAAAUUGGAAGUGGGGUCGGUGUUGAUCCCGACAACUUCUAUUACCAUGAAGAAUGCAUAAAAGCAAUUGAAUAUAGUGAAAAACCAUGGAACAGAAUGAAGGCAAAUUUGAUGCACAAUUAUUUUAGUAGUCCUUGGGCAGGCGCUUCAACAGUGGGAGCCAUCAUACUCCUCCUACUCACAACUAUACAAACUAUUCUAGCUUUCACAUGUGCUUUGAAAUAA